AUGCCCGUGAAGCCCAGUACUGGGGCAGAGAAGAUCAGACAACCUAAACGACCCAAAUCAAACCUGAACCAGGCACACGGCAAACCAUCCAUUAACAUCACCUCUCUUAUCGUACACGAGCCGGGUAUUCGUGCCAACAAGCGCGACCUGCCGCCGUUCUGGUCGGUUCGGGAGCACGGGCAGCCCUUCAAUGACGAGCGGCUGGCGGCUGGGUGCGGCCAGACAACCUUUUCAGCAGUCAGCAUGUCAGGCACCUUCUUCAGGGCGACGGCUUCAGAGCCCCUGUCCGAGGCGGAGCGGGAGUUCCUGAUCACCCGGCUCACCCCCUACCAGCGCAUCCACGCCCUGCACCAGUGCCUGGAUAAGGACCAACACACCGCGUGCAAGGACUGGAUACCUUGGCCGCUGGCGAUAUUGAAUCGGGAGACGCUGGUGGCGGAGCGGGAGGGUCGUAAGGCCCGGCCGCCGAAGUACGAGAUGAGCGAUUGGAACGGGGGGCAGGCGCAGAGGGACAUGCUCAUGCGGCUGGCGAUUGCGGAGGUAGGGUUGGAGUACAUGAUGCGCCGUCACCUCAAGUUCAUGUCGGACCGGGCUUGUAACGCGGCUCGGGCGCCCAGCGCGCUGGAGAAGGACAUCCUGCGUCAGGCGUUUUGGCGGGUGGACCCGCAGAGGACCGGAACCGUGUCCAUACAGCAGUUCCUGCAGGUGUGGCAGAACGUGUUGCGGCUGAUGGAGUACGAGGACAGCUGGGUGAAGAGCAAAGACGUGAAGGGAAAGGUACAACACAAGCAGAUUCUGAAGCCCAUUCGUACGGUACUUUUGGAUCGUAAUAUGGCCGCCGCGCUAUUCGUAAAAUACGGCUUUGACAAGGAUGGUCUCAUGCCGUACGUUGUGUACAUCAACGCGCUGUGCGAGACGCCGGCACGACUACUCGGCCACGAGAUCGUCCUUAAGAAGAAGGAGCGCGGCAAGAACGGGCUGGAGGACGAUCUGGACAUUGCCAUGUGCCUGGGGAAUGCCAAGAUUGAGUACCGAUAUUGCAAGGCGGGUGUGUUCCCCCCCGGGGAGUUCACCGCGCAGAUGGGCAAGAGGUCCUUCAAACCGCCAAAGGCCCAUAUGUGGUUAGAGCACGUGUACGGCUAUGCGGGCAUGCUGGAAUACACACGCCAGUCCAACAUUUUCUACACGUACAACACGGGCAAACCCCUCAACCCCGCCACCCAGAAAGCAGUGGCCAGGUCGUUGCUGGCGGCUCAGGGGGCGGCGGAGGGGACUGCCUUGAGGGUGGAGCAGCUCAAGCGCACCGAGUUCGUGUACUACACGGGCAGUGUGGGUGUCGUAUUUGAUAAAGAGAAGUACGACGCGGGUUUGCCGUGCCAGCGGUUCUUCUUUGGCCACAACAACGACAUUCAAUGUCUGUCCAUUCAUCCCAACAGAAGGUACUGUACGAUAAAGAUGUACUGCAGCAAUACGUACAGCAUCAUGGAAGGCGAGGUGCUGAGUGACGCCUGGUUAGGCAACUUCCCCUUUGACCUGGACAACUGGAAGGCGGCGUGCGUGAGCGGCGGGCAGGGGAGUACGGGUCACGGCAACGAGUACGAUGCCGUACAGGCCAUUCUCGAGGCCAGUCGUCAGCCUCUGAAUCUGGACCGGCCUCUAUUUGAGUACGACAACAGUACGGAGUGGUGGUGCCAGCAGCCCCCCCUCCCCGCACCCUCCCCGGGAUCGGAGGUCCGUGCGGACGACGCUGACGGCAUGUACAUGUCCAUGCGAGGUGUGAAGCGGGAGGAGGGCUUCCCCCAACCCGGGGCGAGUGAGGAUAAACUCAGACUCCCACACCUGGAGCAGAGCUUCCCGGGCUGUGCGGGUGAGGUCGUUUGGAUCGCCAAUGAGGAGGGUCGCUUUAUCGGGACACCGGCGUCAUUCGGAACCGAGCACAUCGAGAACGUCCACGGCGGCGUCCGUGCCCUCAGUCUCCGGAAGCGGGCCGACGGCGGUCUGGACGUGCUAAGCGGCGGCGCGGAUGGCUGUGUGCAGGUGCGGAAGCUGGAGGAGGUGUCGGGGGCGAAACCCGACGGCACGCCAGCAAAGGGAAUCAAGCUGAGCAAGCCGGAGGCAGAGUUCCGGCUGGCUACUCCCGGUACGGGAUUACGUAAGGAAGAGGACCCCUUGGUGGUGGCACUGGAUUGCCACGCCUCCCUGGACCGGGAGUUCCUGGCGGGUACGGACGGCUGCGACAUUUGGGAGGUGGAUGCCGACCCCCGCAUUAUUGUGGAGGGUCACGAACAGGACCUGGACGAGGUGGCAGCGCACGCAGAGUCGCCGUACACCUUCGCAACCGCCUGCCAGAGCGGCAAGCUCCGCGUGUGGGACUCCCGGCGUCGCGACGUGGUCAAGUCCGCGGACCUGGGGUACGAGCUGUGCGGUAUCGCAUACAGCCAGGAACCGUUGCCGUUUCUGGACGAGGGCAAGCGGGGUAAGCUGUACGAGGGUUAUCAUUUGGCGGUUAGUGGACAGUUGGGGGAGCUAACGGUCAUGAGGUCGGACACGUUGCAACCGUUGGUGCACAGACAAGACGUGGCAAGCAAGCAGGCCAUUCCGGAAAUGAAGUACAGUCCGGUGGGCGGCCCCCGCCUCCUCGCCGCCGCCUGCUCGGACGCCAACAUCUACAUAUACCGGGCCGACAAGAACUACCAACUGCUGUGCAAAUGUGUGGGUCAUUCCAGUUGCGUCAAGCACGUGGAUUGGUCUCUUCCCGUACUGCUGCCGGGCACACCCAUGGACGGCCGGUUCGCGCUUCAGUCAUGUGACGCGACCGGGAGCCUGCUGUACUGGGAUCCGUGUACGGGGAAGAAGCUGCCGUACAAUAUGCGCGACACGGAGUGGCACACGUGGACGAUGCCUGUGGGUUUUGACGUGAUGGGUAUUUGGCCGGACUGCUCGGACGGCACCGACAUCAACGCGGUGGAUCGGCCUCGCCUGGGUGCGCCGAUCUACGACCCGUACGAGGCCGCAUACGAGGGCAGUACGGAGGCCGCUCUUCACUACUCGGAGCGAGACAGCGCCGACGGCAUCAGCGGCGCGAGCUACCUGGUCACCGCAGACGACUUUGCGACGGUCAAACUGUUCAACUAUCCGGUAGUGGCAGACGAUGCGCCGUAUAAGGCCUUUAGGGGACAUGCCUCACACGUCACUUCCGUACGGUUCCUGUCCGAUGACCGGGUCAUUGUGAGUGUGGGCGGACACGACCGCGGCAUCUACCAGUGGCGCACUUGCGGCAUCGCCUCGGGACUGCCGCCCCUACCCGCUAUAUACAGCAUGCUGGCGGAGUGCGAAGCCAAGGGGGGGAACCAGACGGAGGCUUCUAAGGUCCUACGGGAGCAGGUUUGGGAGCGACUCCACUCGCGCGCACGUGCCUUCCGGUCGUACGAGCGGCUUAAACUCUUUGCAAUGCGAGUGGCGGUCGAGGAGAAGCGAGUCAACAGCCUGGCUUCAGCCAAACCUCAACCCAAACUGCCCGAGCAGAUGGUGUGGGCCAAAGUGCCCGGGAGCUCGAACCAGUACGGCCCCGUGUCUCGGAGCAAGCUGGCGGGGGCGGAGGCGCGGUCACCGUCGGUUCGUACACCAGCUCUGCUUGUGGCGCUUGAGCGCGUCGUCGUCCUCGAAGAGCAAGUGCAGGUUGGGGGAGUCUGUGACGUUUUCCGGGUUCAGUACCCACCAUAA
Volvox carteri f. nagariensis is the source of this 3723-nucleotide messenger RNA. RefSeq lists its product as uncharacterized. The coding region runs from base 1 to 3723 and encodes 1240 amino acids. Gene Ontology annotation, molecular function: microtubule binding. The transcript is spliced from 34 exons. Lineage: Eukaryota; Viridiplantae; Chlorophyta; Chlorophyceae; Chlamydomonadales; Volvocaceae. The record is from RefSeq and is a predicted model, not a curated record.